CCAACAUCCAUCAUUCAUCCCAUCAGACAUUCGGUUCCCUGAUUCCAUUGCCAGCCCUCAACGCAGCAUCUACCUUCAAGUCAGACCGUAAAACUCGCCUACUCAACGAUGAGCGCAUUUGGAGGUCCUGGAGGUGGGCAAAAGGUCACCAAGCCAACGCCUCCCGAACGCGGCUCUUUCCCUCUCGACCACGAUGGCGAAUGCAAGCACAUCAUGGCGUCGUAUCUCCGAUGCAUCAAGUCUCAUCGCGGCACGAACGAUCCCGAGUGUCGCAAUCUUUCCAAAUCCUACCUAUCUUGUCGAAUGGACCGGUAUGUACCCAAUUACUCCCUUCUCAUCGUCGUCCCCACCUUGCCGAGCUCGCCGAACUCGCUCUCCAUCUCCCUGCGUCUCAAGCCACACCCUUGUUCGUAUCUUGCGCAACGAAUAGAAGCACUUCGUGAUACCGUCCUGUCAAAAGACAUCUCGACCUGGUACUUGGUAUACGCAGGGUAG
Molecule: messenger RNA, 495 nt
Organism: Periconia digitata
Lineage: Eukaryota; Fungi; Ascomycota; Dothideomycetes; Pleosporales; Periconiaceae
Source: the annotation of a GenBank genome assembly